This is a messenger RNA of Tupaia belangeri chinensis (Chinese tree shrew), 3536 nucleotides long. It is a transcript of the gene CLIC6, whose product is annotated as CLIC family member 6. The coding region runs from base 276 to 1688 and encodes 470 amino acids. Lineage: Eukaryota; Metazoa; Chordata; Mammalia; Scandentia; Tupaiidae. Gene Ontology annotation, molecular function: D3 dopamine receptor binding; D4 dopamine receptor binding; D2 dopamine receptor binding. The transcript is spliced from 6 exons. The record is from RefSeq and is a predicted model, not a curated record.
GUGAGGGCGCCGCGGAGGAGCCGAGGGGCGAGGGGACAGGAGCACCUGCUACCGCCGCAGUGAAAGAGGAAGCGGACGGCGACCCUGGGUCCGGGCGCGCAGGUCAGCCGGAGCCGAGCGCGGGCAGUGCCCUGGGGGCUGAGGCGUGCGACGUCAGGGGAGCUCAGUGCGAGGAGGCGGCGGAGGAGGGCGCCCUGGAGGACGCCGAGGUCCCCGGGGCAGGGGAGGAGGAGCGCAGCGCAGCGCAGGUGGAGGAGCCGAGCCUCGGGCCCCCAAUGCAGGGCGAGGUCCCAGAGGAGCCUCGAGAGGAUCCCGGGGACCCGGCGGGCGUGGAGGUGCGAGGGGAGGAGGAGCACAGACCCGACGCGGAGGGAGGCAGCGCCAGGGCGGCAGGAGACAGGACAGGCUCCGAGGGGUCCGCGGACGCCAGCAUGGACACCGAGGGGCUCGUGGGAGAUAGGAUGGACGUGGAUGGGCAAGCGGGAGGGGCGCACGGCCGGGAGGGUGAGCCCCAGAAAGGGGGAGACCAGAACCUCCAGCCCCAGGCCGAGGCGACUGGGGUCGCAGCAGCGGAGAGAGAGGGGCGCAGCGGGGAGCAGCCGGAGCAGGGCGCAGUGGAGGGCGCAGCGGAGGAGGCAGGAGCUGGGAGUACAGAGGGGUCAGAGGAAGGGGCCCCUGGGGCCGCGAGGGUAGACACUGGCAAGGACGGGGACCAGGACGGGUUCCGGGAAGAGAUGGAGGAGGAAGAGGAGAAGCAAGAGCGGGUCCUAGAGGGGCAGAACGAGGCGGCCUCAGCCGGGGGCGUGGAGGAGCUCCCCGAGGACAGUGUCGCUGGGGAUGCGGCCGAGUCCAGGGAGGCGGCGGAGCCGGAGGCGGAACUCAGCAACCACCUGGCGGAGGAAGGCGGCAGGGAGUCGGUGCGAAUGAACGGCCGGGAGGACGGCGAGGCGUCCGAGGAGAGGGCUCUGGGGCAGGAGCACGACAUCACCCUCUUCGUCAAGGCUGGUUAUGAUGGCGAGAGUAUCGGAAAUUGCCCAUUUUCUCAACGUCUCUUUAUGAUACUCUGGCUAAAGGGCGUUAUAUUUAAUGUGACGACAGUGGACCUAAAAAGGAAACCAGCAGACCUGCAAGACCUGGCUCCCGGAACAAACCCACCUUUUAUGACUUUUGAUGGUGAGGUCAAGACGGAUGUGAAUAAGAUUGAGGAGUUCUUAGAGGAGAAAUUAGCUCCCCCAAGGUACCCUAAGCUGGGGACCCAACACCCUGAAUCCAACUCUGCCGGAAAUGAUGUCUUUGCCAAAUUCUCAGCAUUUAUUAAAAACACCAAGAAGGAUGCAAAUGAGAUUUAUGAAAAGAACCUGUUAAGGGCCCUGAAGAAACUGGACAAUUACUUAAAUAGUCCUCUGCCUGAUGAAAUAGAUGCCUACAGCACCGAGGAUGUCACUGUUUCUGGAAGGAAGUUCCUGGAUGGGGAUGAGCUCACCUUGGCUGACUGUAACCUCUUACCCAAGCUCCAUAUUAUUAAGAUUGUGGCCAAGAAAUACAGAGAUUUUGAAUUUCCUUCUGAAAUGACUGGCGUCUGGAGAUACUUGAAUAACGCUUAUGCUAGGGAUGAGUUCACGAAUACAUGUCCAGCUGACCAGGAGAUUGAACAUGCAUAUUCAGAUGUUGCGAAAAGGAUGAAGUGAACCUAGGUGUUUCGUAUCUUAUUUCUCAGUUGAGUCAGCUAGGCUACAAAAAGUGUUCUAUACAUUUCCUUCCAGUAACCAUCUUUUGUAAAAGAAUGCCCAUAAUGUGAUCCACUUGAUGCCAAAUGAUGCAUGGCCUUAUAGUUUGUCAACUGGCUGGUGUAUUGAGUAUUCCAGUAUCUGUUGUUAUACACACCAAUUACCCAGCUUGUGUUAACUUUGACAUUCACUGACAUCAUGAUACAUGGUAUUUAGGGCAUGUGUUGUGCAAUUUAAAUUUCAAAGCAAGUUAGGUUUGUGUUCAAUUCCUUGGAAAAUAUUGAUCUGUCUGAUAGUUUUCAUAAUCAUACAGUGUCUUUUUCUCCUCUAAAUUAAUAGUAUUUUUCACAAUGAGAAUACUUUUUAUAAUUAUAAAAUGAUGUAUGCUUUUUCAUUAUUGUAAAGCAAUAUCAGAGAGUAUAAAGCAGAACACUUCAAAUUUUGCUACACUUAGAUAAUUAGUGAUAGCUUAUAAGUGAACAUCCUUACACAUGCAUUCACGCUUCACAUAGUUUUAUUUGAAUAUGGUAUUGUGUUACUUUAUUUUAAAGGACUAGUGUGGGGACCACUUGAUAAUGCCUCAGUCGUAUGUACGGGGACUAAAACAAAAAGAUUCAUCACUACAGAGCUAGAGAGGAGGCUUGUGACUGGAUUUUCAAAAGGUGGAUAUUAUAGAGUCCUCAGAUCUUUAGAGACCAGCAGGAACUAGAAGUGUGAACAAUCUCUACUUUGACCUGUGAGGACUCCCAGAAUGCUGCUGCCUCUGAUUCCAGAAAAGGCAAUGGGGGAGGAGAGUACUUAUCUGUGUCUUUGGUUCCAGCUCCCUUUCUGUUACAUUCUUUUGCCCCCUCCCCUCUCUCGGAGACUGCCUUCAGGAGCAUUCCCAAUGGCUGUAUCUUGGACAGUGUCUAGCCCUGUGUUGACAUGUGAACCAAACAUACCUUGAUUCCUUGUGAUGGCUGCUCUCAGACCUGACAGUGAACUUCAGUGGUGAUGACAGUGUGCCGCUAGCCAGGUUGUUGUUGGUCCUGUCCCCUCUAUAGUCUCACGUAGAGAUGAGGAAGGGAAAAUCCAAGGAGAUUAACUUUAUAGUGACCGCUCUUGGGCAAUUCUGGUAAAUGGUCAAGUUAGGGAGGAAGUGGAAACUAUUGACUCAAAGAGUUUCUGGUUUAUCUGUGGUUUUUCCACCACCAUCCUUGUAACCAGCCGCUUAGCACAGUUUUGUGUGUGGGCUGAGAUGCUAGGCUCCAACCCGAAGCCUGGAAGAGAAAAUGUGAGGCUGGUUAGAUAUUCAUCAGGACCUCACAGAAUCUAAGUGUUAUCUCUUGCUCUGUGUUUCUUAACAUUCACACAUUUUGCAGAAAACUCUUUUAGAGUUUGGUAUUGGCAUGUGGUUGAUGCCUAAAUUUCCAUUUUUCAAGUAUACAUCUGCUCUUUGGGCAAUUCAUAUAAAAAGGUAAAAUGCAUUAGCAAUGACUACCCUGGGAUUUGGUAAAAAAAAUUGGAAAAGGAAGCAAAAUCUUUUAUCUAGUGGCAACUUAUUCUCCUCACUUACCAGAUUCCUCAGUUUUACCCCAGCACUUUGCUUUCUUUAUCAUCCAUACAUUUUUGUGUUGUGUUUAGCAUGUGCUACCAUUGGUCCAUGUUAUUUCAUAUCUAUUUAGGAGUCAGAUUUUUAAAUCUAGUUUUAUAAUGUUGCAUUUAAACUUGGUAAAUGAGUAGACUACCAGAUGUUACUACUGCUCACUUUGUAUUUUUAGAUGUUAAAAUGAUCUAUAUAAACUCUGUGCCUUAAAAAUUAAACUACAA